This is a messenger RNA of Spodoptera litura, 3368 nucleotides long. RefSeq names its product Sphingosine kinase 2. Gene Ontology annotation, biological process: phosphorylation; sphingosine biosynthetic process. NCBI's taxonomy places the organism in Eukaryota, Metazoa, Arthropoda, Insecta, Lepidoptera, Noctuidae. Gene Ontology annotation, cellular component: membrane; cytoplasm; intracellular membrane-bounded organelle. The record is from RefSeq and is a predicted model, not a curated record.
CUAUGUUGCGGAAUGUCACCACUCUAGGGAAAAUAAAAAAAAUAAAAAUUAGUCAUGGCGGAUCUAAAGAAUGGGAAGGACGUGUCAAACGUCGGCGAAGGUGACUCUGUUUCGAAAGAUGUUGUUUAUCUCGAGGAAACAUUUUACAUUCUUUCUAAAAAGAACUCAGUAUUUCGUGUUCGGUUGACUCCUAAAGGCUUGUCUCUAACAAAAGAAACAGAUGGCAAUUCAAAAGAACAAACUAUAUUGCUAGCUGAUAUCAUUGGCAGCAAAUGUAUGAGGAGCAAACGACGACGCCCUGGAGCCGGCUCAUGUGUCUGCAGUUCCUUCGUUGGUAACCAGCUUAAAGUUGUAGAUGAAAACAGUGGCGAUCUUGAUGAAAACGAUAUCAGCGCCUACCUGUACAUUUAUGCUUACAUACUGAAAAGAAGUCGACGUACCUUGAAAAGAGAGAGGACAACAAUAACACUGCGCUUCAGGUCUUUUGAUAAGUAUGAAGAUAAUAAUAAAGAAGCACAGAAAUGGAGGACUACAAUAAAGUGUUUGAUUGCGCGCCAGCCGAUAACGUCCUCGCCGCCGACUAACGAAAAAAAGAUACUUGUGCUUCUAAAUCCAAAAUCUGGGCCGGGUAAAGCUAGAGAGCUGUUCCAGUCGAAAGUAGUGCCCAUUUUGCAGGAAGCUGAGGUUCCGUUCGACCUUCAUGUCACGAAGUAUGCUCAGUACGCGCGGGAGUUUGUGCGCACUAGGAAUGUGUAUGGUUGGCGCGCUAUUGUGGCUAUUGGCGGAGACGGCGUACUGUUCGAGGUGAUGAAUGGCAUGUUUGAGAGACUAGACUGGCAGCAAGCUCUAGCUGAAGUACCAUUAGCCAUACUACCCUGUGGCUCAGGCAAUGGAUUGGCAAGGACUAUAUGCCAUCUGUACAAUGAACCGUACAUUCCUCAGAACCUGACUGGUAUAACGAUGGGAAUAGUGAAGGGCGAAACAGCACCUAUGGAUGUUGUUCGAAUCGAAACAAAGUCCAGUAUUAUGUUUUCGUUUCUUUCCGUUGGCUGGGGCCUCCUAUCAGACAUUGAUAUCGAAAGCGAAAGAUUACGAGCGAUCGGUGGCCAAAGGUUCGCCGUCUGGGCACUAGCCAGACUCGUCGGACUGAGAAAAUACAAAGGUGUAGUGAGUUACGCGAAAAUUAAGGAUGUGAGCAAUCUACCAAAACCAAAACAACCGCUCACCCUCAGUCAUAGUAUCAGUCAGGACGGUGCGCUCGACUCCCCUGAUGCGGAAGCGUUCAUUGAUGCGGAUGAACAUUCCGAAGUGUUCGUGAACGCUAUUAGCGGGAAACAACAUCAGAGGGUGGAUUCGUGGUACUCGGUAAACUCACGGAGGAGCGCGUUCUACAGUACCCGCGGGUCGGAGUACCACAGCGUGACAAGUAGCGGCUCGGAGAUGCGGUCGCCGGUGCACGCGUGCAUGCACGGGCCUGCAUCUCACCUGCCCUCACUCAUGUCGCAGCUACCCGCGCACUGGGUGCACGAGCACGGAGAGUUCGUCAUGGUGCACGUGUCCUAUCAACCUUACAUUGGUGAAGACUUUUUAUUUGCUCCGCGAUCGCAGCUGUCUGAUGGAGUCAUGUGGAUGUUAAUCAUCAAAGCAGGGAUUUCUCGAUCUCAACUACUCUCGUUCCUGAUGGGCGUGGGCCAAGGCACGCAUGCCGAUAUGAACAAUGAAUACAUUAAGAUGGUUCCUGUCAGUGCGUUUAGAAUAAUUCCGGAGGGUACCACCGGCAACAUCACCGUCGACGGUGAAAUUGUCGAAUACGGACCCAUACAGGCUGAAAUAUUUCCAAACAUAAUUAAUUUAUUAGUGCCAGAAAUGAAAUAACGCCGCGUAAAUAAGUAAAAGGUAUUCUUAAAAUGACUGAUAUAAUUAUUUGAACCAUAACCGAGCCGAUGCAUGUGCAAUAUAUGGGAACAUCACGAUUCCGAGCAAAGGUGUAAAUUAAUGGUUGUGUGAGAGAUAUCUUAUUAUAUUGUUAAAUACUUACCAAAAGUUAUUGAUUGCGGUGGCAAUUGAGUUGAUCAUUCCAUGAAUGUUGUGAUUUAUGUUAAACAUUUUUUUUGUUAUGGAUUGGUUCAAAAACUGAAAAUGUGAUAUAAUUUUGUAAGUGAAUUAAGAGCCUAAAUAUGAGCAAAUAGCUGCUAGUCCAGGCUUACACUUCUACAAUGAAUUAGUGCCAAAUGUUAGCACUCUAAAUACAUCAUUUUAAAUUGUAAUGAGGAAUUGAUCAUUCACAGUACUUGCUCAAUUGUAGAGCAAUUGUUUGCACUUUUAUUCCUACUUAGGAUAUUUAUUGUUUCAGCAAUCGUGUUACUUAUAACUAUUUUAAAUGUAAAAAUGUAUUAAGUAAUAGUAUGUAGCUCAAAGCAAACUAUAUUAAUUAUGUAAUACUUUAUAAUAGCAUUUUAAUGAUAAAGAGAACAUAAUUUACGCUCUCUUGGUAACAUUUAGAAUAUUUUAGAAAAUCUUACUUUUAUGUUAAAGUAAUUUUUCAAAUCAACUUACUGAAGCUGUUGCAUGCUUUGUAUAAUAGUUAUCAUAAGAGUUCAAAAUGAAUCAGAUAAUUAGUAAAUACAAAUAUAACUUGCCAUACUUAUGAAGUUGAAGUUAUAACUUGCCUUUUGGUGUUAUGGACAUAGGGAUGGGGAGCAACUCUUUUAUAUAAUUUAGUUUAUUUAUUAACGUUAAACUGGUUUGGGACUGCUGGUAUAACUUAAUGUAAUUUAUUUAGCAGUAUUAAUUAAUUAUUAUUAUAGCAAUUAUGUUUUCUGUGAUAAUAACUAUUCUGCCAUAUUUCAUAAACAUUGAUUACAUGAGAACUGUCUAACAAAACCCCAUAGAAUGAAAAGAAAGAUUAAACUUUGUGAUAAUUCCAGUUUUUUAUACUUUGAAAUAUAUUAUGUCCAUUUUUAAAUAUAAAGAUGUAAUGUACAAAAGUAAGUGCUGCUGUUGUCUAUAGAGUUAGAGUAUUACAGAAGUAAGGUUCCGUGUACAUAUCUAGUAGCAUUGUUUCAGUGGUAUUGUCUAUGACUAGUUCUUCUCUGCACAAGACAAUUAUUUUAUGUAUCAACUUAUAGUGUUCAUUUGCACAUUAAAAUAAAAUAUUACUUAAUAUUAUAGUUGUUUGUUACCGGACAAAUUUUGUGCAUUCCGUAAUUUUAGGUGUCUUUGGGCUUUUUAAUACUUAUUCAAGUGUAAGAAUUUUAGAUUUAAAUACAGUAGCAUAUUAGCAAAUUUUUAAAGAGUAAUGUUGUGAAUAAAAGUUAUAUAAUUUUCAAUUUUAUGAAACUGUUGUCAAUAAAUGAUCAUUUCAAAGC